CUAAAGAUGCUCUAAUAUGUGUACCUUUAGUCACUUUUUGUGUAUCUUAAACGCAAAAUUAAGGUAAAUUAUUUUGUUUGGAUCUGAGUUCGGAUUUUGGAGAGGGAAAUUUCCAUGAAUCAAGAGUAUGAUUUAUAAAUAAUAGGUUCCGAGUUUGGACCUCUGUAUCCUUUCCUUCCCCAAACAAAGCAUAAAUCGGUAUGCUUUCCGACCUAAAAACCAUAUCAAGAAUCCCAAAUUCUGGAACAAAAUAGCUACUCCGUUUAUCCAAACAUAUGUGCAAAAAUGUACGAUUUGGAGACAGGCGUCGAAGAUGCGGAACGAACCGCAUUCAGAAAAGCAGAGAAGAAGUACAAAUUGUACUUCGAUAGCGGCAGAAGGAAAAAACAGCCGAGGCCUGUGGAUUUAUCAGAGGUGAUUGAUUUCAAGUCCAUUAAUGAGUGUUAUACUCAAAAUUCCGAGCUUCCUCCUGGAAUUUCAGUGCUCCAAUGUGACUUCGAUCGACCUGUUUUUCGCUUGGAAAGCCAUCCAGGGUUUUAUUUCAUUCCUGGUGCAUUAAGCGUUAAGGAACAGUGUCAUUGGAUAAAGGAGAGUUUAACAAGAUUUCCUCAGCCACCUAAUAGAACAAACCACAAUGCUAUAUAUGGACCUGUAAUGGACUUAUUUAUAUCUGCCAAACAAGGCAUGGUUUUAGUUGAAGAGGAGCAUUCAUGUCAUAUAAAUGGUACUGAUGCUAAUAAUGAUCAGAGUGCGUCAUGCGAAUCAUGUGCGCCUCCUUGGAAAUUUUCUAAUGUACAGAGUUUGUCUUCGAGAGGAGAAGCACGCAAACUAUUACCUGCAUCUGUUUUGCUUCGUAAGUUACGGUGGAGCACCCUAGGCUUGCAGUUUGACUGGUCCAAGAGGAGCUACAAUGUAUCUUUACCUCAUAACAAAAUACCAGAUGAACUUUGCCAGCUUUCUACAAAAUUGGCAGCCCCUGCUAUGUGGCCAGGUCAAAACUUCCAGCCUGAAGCAGCAAUUGUCAAUUACUUUGGUCAAGGUGACAUGCUUGGUGGCCACCUUGAUGACAUGGAAAAAGAUUGGACCAAACCUAUUGUGAGCAUGAGUUUGGGAUGCAAAGCUAUAUUUCUCAUUGGGGGGAAGUCUAGGGAACAUAUGCCCAUUGCAAUGUUUUUACGUAGUGGUGAUGUUAUCCUUAUGGAAGGAGCGGCUAGGGAAUGCUUCCAUGGCGUGCCAAGGAUCUUCACUGACAAGGAACAUGCUGAAAUAACAGAACUGGAGUCGCACUUUUCCGAUGAAGGCAGCUCCUCCUUCUUGGAAUAUAUUCGGACUUCUAGAGUAAACAUCAACAUCAGGCAAGUUUUCUGAUGCCUUUCAAAUUCUGGAUCACAGUAAUCCAAUAGACAGGACCCUAGCCUUCACCCCAUGAAGCAGAAAGUUGCUAUUCUUCCAGGCUAGAUGCUGUGCAAAUAUUGUAUUUCAUAUUUUGCACUUAGUGAGUGGUUCUAUACUUCUAUAUUGUACUUGCAUUUUUGUAUUAGGAUUAAGAUGUUAAUGGAUUGUGUUUCAUUUUUAUAACUAUGAAAACAUAUUCUCUUCACAGCAAAGAUUACCAACACCAUUUAGGUUGCAGUUUUCCGGUUGGAGGAAGAUAUUUUUGUACUAGAUCAUUUCAGAUUCCUGUUUCAUACUUGUUAUAUCUGUAAAAAUGAUGAUGAUGAAUGUGUGAUAGUGUUAAGUUCCUGCUUUGUAUGGUUA
This is a messenger RNA of Cuscuta europaea, 1758 nucleotides long. The record is from the annotation of a GenBank genome assembly. Lineage: Eukaryota; Viridiplantae; Streptophyta; Magnoliopsida; Solanales; Convolvulaceae.